This is a messenger RNA of Ochlerotatus camptorhynchus, 2830 nucleotides long. Its product is annotated as GTP-binding protein Di-Ras2. Gene Ontology annotation, cellular component: plasma membrane. NCBI's taxonomy places the organism in Eukaryota, Metazoa, Arthropoda, Insecta, Diptera, Culicidae. Gene Ontology annotation, biological process: signal transduction. The transcript has 5 exons. The record is from RefSeq and is a predicted model, not a curated record. The coding region runs from base 1517 to 2371 and encodes 284 amino acids. Gene Ontology annotation, molecular function: GDP binding; GTP binding; GTPase activity.
UCGCGGUCAGAGCCAAAAAGGCAUCAGCAAAAAUCAUCCACCAUUUGGGGAGGAAAAACUUCAAUGUUCAAUAAUUUUCUUCUCUCACUUCUCUGAAACGCAUCAAAAACCAUCGAAAUAUACUUAAAAGAUCCGGAACAAAACAAGCAGCAAGACGAAAAUUCCAUCAAAACCGAAGUUUAAGCCGAAAAUUGUUGAAUAUAUUGUGUAUUGCUCUGUGUGUCCUCUCUUCGAAGUAACAACAAGUUUUUUAGUUUUCAAAAACCGUUUGUGUGUCGUGUAAAUAAGAAACGAAAAUCGCCACUUUUGUUCUUUCAAAACGCCAGAAGAAAAAAAAAAGGAUAUGUAAAACGGAUAAAAAGCUGCAAACUUGGUUGAUGUUUGAGCUGUUUUGAGUUCAAUUGUUGAAAAAAAAAAAAAAAAACAUACAAAAAAAAUAAAUUUGCAAGCCUUCCGGAACGGAAUAAUCGAAGAAAAACCACCGCCUGAAAGAAAGAAAAAAGUCUGGAUUUUCCAGCGCACAAACGCAAAGCAAAAACAAGCAACAAGAAUGCCUGAUUGUUGAGCGAUGAUAACCCAACAGCGAACAUAAAACACAGAGAUUACCCAGCCAGAAAAGCGACCACGAAAAAAAAAGAAAAACUUCAAGCAAACUAUUUUUCCUCAUCAAGCGAAAAAAAAAAAAUGCAUGAGGGUGUGAAGAGAAAUUGAUUUGUGAUCUGAUAAAAUUUUCAAGCCGAGAAGGACCAGCUCCGUUCGGGGACUGGACUCUAUUCCAGGGGCUAAUCCCCCCACCCCCAAGUGGAGCAGAAAUUACCGUGAAACCACCAUACAUUCGUCCUUAAACAAACAUCGAAUUUUUAAACAGAAAACACAAACGAAAAAUCAAGGGAAUCACCACACCAGAAGAAGGUGGGAUCAAAAUUGCCGAAGUCUUUUUUGUUUCGUUACAAAGUGAUGUUGAGCAUAUGAUAUAUUCUACAUUGUUACACAGACAGUUGAUAAGUGAAUAAGGAUAAGCGAGUAAGGGAAAUAUUUAGAUUAAGGUGUUAUAAGAGCCAGAAGUUUGCGGAAUCCGUGAAGAAUCGGAAAAAAAUGGAUCGCUGAAAGCAUGCAGAGAAAAUAGGAUACAAGACAAGUGCCCGGAGACCACCACCUCGGAAAGUGAAAGCAAGCAAUCGGGCAGUAGGCAGUGCCGUCGUUUCGAUUUCGCGAGUGCGCUCUCUCCUGAUCCACAAAGGGCGCUCUCCCGAAAACUAAAAUAAAAACGCGACUCCGUAGCAGUAGGCCACUGCUGCUGUUUCUGUGGAUUCUGUUCGCCUUCGGGUUUCGGUUCGGUUCUCGUGUGCCUAGGGUUACCCGCAAAUCAGGACGAUUGUUAUCAUUGGACCACCCUUAACUGUUGUUGCUCGGCGUGUAAAACCGCUUCAUUCUUCGCCACCCCACCACUAACACCACUACACAAGCACAACUUUUCACACCCCGCACCCCACCAAUUUAACCAACUGCGGCAAAAAUGGGUGAUGACAGGAAUAACAAGAAGAUUCUGCAAAAUAUAAAAAUGCCAGAGCAGAGCAACGACUACCGAGUGGUGGUGUUCGGCGCUGGAGGUGUCGGGAAAAGUUCGCUGGUUCUCCGGUUUAUCAAGGGGACAUUCCGGGAAAGCUAUAUCCCGACCAUCGAGGACACCUACAGACAGGUGAUUAGCUGCAACAAAAACAUAUGCACACUACAAAUCACCGACACCACCGGGUCGCAUCAAUUCCCGGCCAUGCAACGACUAUCCAUCACCAAAGGUCAUGCCUUCAUUCUCGUAUACUCAGUGUGCUCCAAGCAGAGUCUGGAGGAGCUCAAACCCAUCUGGAGCCUGGUUAGGGAGCUAAAGGGGGAAGAGAUUUCCCAGAUUCCAGUGAUGCUGGUCGGAAAUAAGUGCGAUGAACCGGAGGAGUUGCGGGAGGUUACCAACAUCGAAGGCCAAACGGAAGCUGCCACCUGGGGAAUCUCGUUCAUGGAGACCUCCGCCAAGGAGAACCACAACGUUACCGAGCUGUUUCAGGAACUGCUAAACAUGGAAAAGAAUCGAAACGUUUCCCUGCAGUUGGACGGCAAAAACAAAAAGAAAAACAAGAAGAAAAUGAUGAAAGAGCAAGCGAAGGAGGAGAAACUGCUGAAGGAAAAGAAGGAGAAGGCGAAACAGCAAGCCAAGGAGAAAGAGAAAACGCAAAAGGAGAAGGAAAAGAAGAAGGAAGAGCCCAAAGAAAAAGCGAACGGAACCAAGAAGGACGGUGCUGCUGCUGCUGCUGCUGCGGCAGGUGGAGCCGAGGGCGAGGGGGGUAGCAGUAGUCUCAAGGAAAAGUGCAAAGUGAUGUAAUGUACCAUGUUGAGAUAUGCACAGUCUCGGUAAAUCAAAGAGACAACAAACGAAAAACAAAACAAAAUCAACAAGCAAACAACAAAGAACAACAAAAUCGAAUAAAAUCGAAUCGUAAAAGCAAGCAAGAAUAAGUAAACAAGUGAAAGGGAAAAGAGACACACACAUUAUCAGGUUUUAAAUCGAUUUUAGACGCUAAAACACUUAAUUGAUUAAACAAAAAAGAUCAAGACAAAAAAUGAUAUUAUACAACCAUAAUUAUAUUUAUAUAUAUUAAAAAAAAAAACAAUAUUAUGUACAUAUGAUAGUGCUAAUUUAAAAUUAUAAUGCAACGUAGAAACAAAGCAGACGCUUAAACUUCAUGAUAUGCCAUAAAAAUCACUAGCAAAUAUAGCAAAUUAUUAUAUAUUUUGCUUCGAUAAUUCAAUAAAUUUGAAUAAAUCGUUAAAUUAAAAACUA